UGGCAAAUAUACCAAUCAUGAAAUAUGAAAUUGUUUUCAUGCAGUUUGCAGUUCCUCUCAACAGAUACAAUUCCAAAUUUUUCGCCUCUAAACCAACGAGAAGACUUAUUACAUCACAAAAUUCGUAUGCUGAGCAAUUUAUAGGAGAACCUUAUGUCUAUACCAUUAAUAUAUCGAAUGUCACUGAAGUGGAUAGAGUUAUGAAGAAAAUUAUGACAAACACGUUAAAACCAUAUCUUCCUUAUGAAUAUACUCACGAAGGAAUGUUGGAAAGAAUAAGUGCACAAGUUGAACAUCUUGAAUUCUGUGAAGACAGCCAAUGGCCACCAUUACGGAAUAUGAAAACAAUCAAAGGAAAAUUUGGCCAGUCUUGUAAAGAUGCAUGCUGGGAGAACGGAAUGCUAUGUGAACCAUCAUACUGGAACGUUUUAAAUAAACUGAGUACGUUUAAAAGGUAAGGCCUGAAAAACACCUAACAAUUAUGGUAA
Molecule: messenger RNA, 488 nt
Organism: Dendronephthya gigantea
Lineage: Eukaryota; Metazoa; Cnidaria; Anthozoa; Malacalcyonacea; Nephtheidae
Product: alpha-1,6-mannosylglycoprotein 6-beta-N-acetylglucosaminyltransferase A-like
Exons: 4
Coding region: 18-458 (146 amino acids)
Biological process (GO): protein N-linked glycosylation
Cellular component (GO): Golgi apparatus
Molecular function (GO): alpha-1,6-mannosylglycoprotein 6-beta-N-acetylglucosaminyltransferase activity
Source: RefSeq, a predicted model, not a curated record